Molecule: messenger RNA, 1980 nt
Organism: Drosophila sulfurigaster albostrigata
Lineage: Eukaryota; Metazoa; Arthropoda; Insecta; Diptera; Drosophilidae
Gene: Shmt
Product: serine hydroxymethyltransferase
Exons: 3
Coding region: 128-1759 (543 amino acids)
Biological process (GO): purine nucleobase biosynthetic process; protein homotetramerization; folic acid metabolic process
Cellular component (GO): nucleus; cytoplasm; cytosol
Molecular function (GO): mRNA regulatory element binding translation repressor activity; zinc ion binding; protein homodimerization activity
Source: RefSeq, a predicted model, not a curated record
GCGUCAAUGUGUUGAGAAGUUUGGCGGGCCACACCGAGUCUUUGCUGCUAGUACAGAUCCAAACGCCAGAGACGCGGCAUAAUUGAAUAUCUCUGCGCAGAAUUUCAACAGCACCACACUCACGAUUAUGAUGAAUCCACGAUCUGUUGGGGUUAUAGUGCGCCUCCCACAUAGGUUGCAGUUGCAGCGGUGUGCGAAUGCAUUGAACAGUCACAGCCAUAACAGGCACAACAGCUGUUUGGCGUACAAACAACGGCGACAGCCGAUCAGCAACUUCGCCGUAACGACAAAGUUUUCGCCGUCAGUGCUUGCGGCAACCGGUGCGAUCAGACACAGUUCAGACUCACGCGUGAAAAUGGCUGACCAGAAAAUGCUGCAGAAAUCUUUGGAGGAGAGCGAUCCCGAGCUCGCCGAUAUCAUCAAGAAGGAGAAGCAGCGUCAGAUUGAGGGGCUCGAGAUGAUUGCCAGCGAGAACUUUACCUCAUUGGCGGUGCUGGAGAGCUUGGGCUCGUGUCUGACCAACAAAUACUCCGAAGGCUAUCCAGGCAAACGUUACUAUGGUGGCAACGAGUACAUCGAUCAGAUUGAACGCCUGGCCCAGAACCGUGGCCUGGAACUCUUCAAUCUGGACAAGAGCGAAUGGGGCGUCAAUGUGCAGCCCUACUCCGGUUCCCCCGCCAAUCUGGCCGCUUACACCGGCGUCCUGCGUCCCCACGAUCGUAUUAUGGGCUUGGAUCUGCCCGAUGGCGGCCAUUUGACGCACGGCUUCUUCACGCCCACCAAGAAGAUCUCGGCCACAUCGAUAUUCUUCGAGAGCAUGCCCUACAAGGUGGAUCCCGUGACCGGCAUCAUUGACUACGACAAGCUGGCCGAGGCAGCCAAGACUUUCCGCCCUCAGAUCAUCAUUGCCGGCAUCUCGUGCUAUUCCCGUCUGCUGGAUUAUGCUCGAUUCCGUCAGAUCUGCAACGAUGUUGGCGCCUAUCUGAUGGCCGACAUGGCCCAUGUGGCCGGUCUGGUGGCUGCUGAGCAGAUACCCUCACCGUUUGAGUAUGCCGACAUUGUGACAACGACCACACACAAAACGCUGCGUGGUCCACGCGCCGGUGUCAUCUUCUUCCGCAAAGGUGUGCGCUCCACACGCGCCAAUGGCGAGCAGGUGCUCUACGAUCUGGAGGAGCGCAUCAAUCAGGCCGUCUUCCCAUCGCUACAGGGUGGACCCCAUAACAAUGCCAUUGCGGGCAUUGCCACCACCUUCAAACAGGCCAAGUCACCUGAAUUCAAGUCCUAUCAGGCGCAGGUGAUCAAGAACGCGAAGACUCUGUGUCAGGGUCUUAUUGAUUUGGGCUACAAGGUGGCCACCGGUGGCACCGAUGUCCACUUGGUGCUGGUCGAUGUCCGCAGCGUGGGACUGACGGGCGCCAAGGCCGAACUCAUACUCGAGGAGGUGGGCAUUGCCUGUAACAAGAACACGGUGCCCGGCGACAAGUCCGCCAUGAAUCCAUCGGGCAUUCGUCUGGGCACCCCGGCGUUGACCACGCGCGGUCUCGUCGAGUCUGACAUUGAGCAGGUGGUCAAGUUCAUCGAUUCAGCCCUGAGCAUUGCCAAGGAGGCAGCUGGUGCCGCCUGCGGACCCAAGUUAGCCGAUUUCGUGCAGACGCUCAAGGAGAACGAGGAGAUCAAGCAGAAGGUUGAGGAUCUGCACAAAUGUGUCAUCCAGUUCAGCAGCCAGUUCUCGUUGCCCGGCCAGAAGAUCCUGUAAAACUUCCGCCCUCUGAAGACCCCUUUUUAUUAUUAUUACUCGAAAUUUGUUUCCAAAUUCUCAGUAGAUUUGCGAGUUUCCUUCAAGUACGCGUAACAAAAAUUCCACGAGCGAUGAUCGCAAAUCAUCUAAAUUCAUUUAUGUACACACACACACCCAAACUCUAUUAUUUAGUUAUUAUUAAAUGAAAGUUGCUGCUUCAACUUUUCACAUAAAAUAUA